AUGGCGCUGACUAAUUGCGGUCGCCUCUGUGUAACCCAUAACCGUCGACGUCUUCGUCAAAGGCAAGUGAAACUCAUACGAGCCAUUCACCGUAUCAGGGAGAGCCGUUACCGAGUGAGACACGAGGCUAAGCUUCAUUAUUUCAUCAAGCAACUUCGGGUAAUUCGGCGAGUGCUCCGAGCUCUUCAUUUCGCCCUUCAUCAGUCAGAGGCACUCGCUGAAGAUUCUGUGAACAGCCUUCUGCACACUUACGUAUUUGAGGACUAUAUCAGAGAAUAG
Molecule: messenger RNA, 279 nt
Organism: Cooperia oncophora
Lineage: Eukaryota; Metazoa; Nematoda; Chromadorea; Rhabditida; Trichostrongylidae
Source: the annotation of a GenBank genome assembly